Messenger RNA from Plectropomus leopardus (leopard coralgrouper), 532 nucleotides. The record is from RefSeq and is a predicted model, not a curated record. Lineage: Eukaryota; Metazoa; Chordata; Actinopteri; Perciformes; Serranidae.
GGAUCUGUUAUUGGAAAUAUCGCCAAGGAUCUCGGACUGGAGGUCGGCAGACUGUCUGCUCGCAAAGCUCGUGUUGAAAUCGAGGGAAACGACAGGCAGUAUUGCGGGAUUAACCUUCGAAGUGGAGAUUUAAUCGUUGCGGAAAGAAUAGACAGAGAGGAGCACUGUGGAGAAAAGCUUUCGUGUGUUCUGAAAUUCGACUUGCUGUUAGAGAAUCCAUUAGAGUUACACCGGCUGUCUCUGCAGGUGCAGGACAUAAACGACAAUGCACCAAUUUUCCAGAAGGAUACUGUAAAGCUGGAAAUCACAGAGUCAGCUGCCAAAGGAGCUAGGUAUCGCAUCAAUGCAGCACACGAUGCAGAUAUAGGCAAGAACUCAGUUGAAAGCUACACUUUGCAAGAAAAUCCUCACUUUGUGUUCAGUAUUCAGACGACAAGUGCUGGCAGAAAAUAUGGUGAGCUGGUUUUAGAAAAAGAGUUAGACCGCGAAGAACAGCAGGAAAUGAAAUUAUCGCUCACAGCUGUAGAUGGUG